CUUUUGUAAUGAAGAAGCACUUAAAUACUCACCUACUAGGCAAACAUGGAGUUGGCACCCCAAAAGAAAGGAAAUUUACAUGCCACUUAUGUGAUAGAAGCUUCACCGAGAAGUGGGCCUUGAACAACCACAUGAAACUCCACACGGGAGAAAAGCCUUUUAAGUGCACCUGGCCUACAUGUCACUACUCAUUCCUCACGGCCUCAGCUAUGAAAGACCACUACAGGACGCACACAGGCGAGAAGUCGUUUCUCUGUGACCUCUGCGGCUUUGCCGGUGGAACCCGGCACGCCCUCACCAAACACCGCCGGCAGCACACAGGAGAAAAGCCUUUCAAAUGCGAUGAGUGUAACUUCGCCUCUACAACGCAGUCACACUUGACUCGUCAUAAGCGUGUGCACACUGGAGAGAAGCCCUACAGGUGCCCUUGGUGUGACUACAGGUCAAACUGUGCUGAGAAUAUCCGCAAACACAUUUUACACACUGGCAAACAUGAAGGUGUGAAGAUGUACAACUGUCCAAAAUGUGACUAUGGGACAAACGUCCCCGUGGAGUUUCGAAAUCACUUGAAAGAGCAGCAUCCUGACAUUGAGAACCCUGACCUCGCAUACUUGCAUGCUGGCAUUGUGUCCAAGUCCUAUGAGUGCCGCCUGAAAGGACAAGGAGCCACCUUUGUGGAGACAGACAGCCCCUUCACUGCAGCCACCCUGGCCGAGGAAUCACCUGUCAGGGAGAAGUCCCUGAGAAGCAGCAAGAGGCAGGCUUCACCCCCUGAGCAGGUCCAGCAGGUCAUCAUCAUCCAGGGCUAUGAUGGGGAGUUUGCCCUGGAUGCCUCUGUGGAGGAGACUGCUGCGGCCACACUGCAGACCCUGGCAAUGGCUGGCCAGGUGGCCAGGGUGGUUCACAUUACAGAACACGGGCAGGUCAUUACCACAAGUCAGAGUGGGUCGGAUGUGGGCAGCGUGGUACCUGGACCCAUCCUCCCGGAGCAGCUGGCGGAUGGAGCCACCCAGGUGGUUGUCAUGGGGGGCUCUGUGGAAAGUCACAGUGUGGAUGAGGCCCUUAGUCCAGGUGGUGCUGUGCUACAGCAGGUUACCAAGCAGGAGCUCUUAAGUCUCUCUGAGGCUGGAGUUUCUCCGUCUGACACCUCCUCAGCCUUAGAUGCACUACUCUGUGCUGUCACUGAGUUGGGAGAGGUGGAAAAUAGGGCAGGGCAUGAGGAAAAGGGCAGGCCCAGCCACAAGGAUGUGCUGAUCCAGCUGCCCAGCCAGGAAGCAGCCCAUGCUCAUCCCAACACAGAGGCCUCAGAGCCUCAGUUGUUCCAAGAUGGUCGGGAGAGUCCAGCAGCCACGGAAGUGCUGACACAGGUUGUCCGGCCCUCAGCCGUCAUCACGUCUCAGGAACGAGCCCAGGUGGCCUUCAAGAAGAUGGUUCAGGGGGUCCUCCAGUUUGCUGUCUGCGACACAGCUGCAGCCAGUCAGCUGAUGAAAGAUGGCGUCACCCAGGUCAUUGUGAAUGAGGAGGGUGCUGUCCACAUGGUAGCCGGAGAAGGCUCCCAGUUCAUCAUGCAGGAAGCUGAGACCCAUGGCCUGCGGGUACCGGCUGAGCACAUGGACCUGGUAGAGUCAGAAGGGGAGAUCUCACAGAUCAUUGUCACAGAAGAGCUGGUCCAAGCCAUGGUCCGUGAAUCCAGCAGCAACUUCCCUGAGGGUGCCACCCACUACAUUGUUACAGAGUUGCCUCCGGGUGUACAGGAGGACACGGGUGUUUACUCCCACACUGUGAUAGAGACAGCCAGCUCUCCAGAGAUCCUGCAGGCUGGGGCUGUACUCGGCAGUGCUGAGGCUGUGGGCACAAGCAGCACUGAACAGUUGACCAGUAUGGUCAUCUAUACCCAGGACGGCUCCCCAGCAGCCACAGUGAUCCAGAGCCAAAGGGAAAACAGUGAGCUCCGAGACGCAUGAGGCAGGCCUCCAUGCUGGGCACAGUGCAGUGUGCAAAGAUCUACUCGGGCCAGUCCAGAGGCUGCUGAGCUUUGCUGGUCACGCUUGCUUCAGAGGUGUGCUGAACAGGCCCUUCAAGCAGGGGUAACAUUGGCCACUGAAAAGGCACCAGAGGAGAGCACAGAGCCACGCCUACACUUAGGUUGCCCAGCAGCCUAAGAAGAGUGGGUGGGCAGGAUGAACCCUGUGCUAUAGAGCUGGUCACUGGGCCCUCUGCCUUGCCCCUGAAACACCACUGUGGUGAGAAGCAGUUUUCCCUGGUUUUUCUCCCAUAUAAGUUCCCUGUUUAGUCAUCAAAAGAAAAAAGAUGGUGUCCCUGAUGGGAACUAGGAAACGUUUCUAGCCUCAGACCAUCUGCAGGGGCUGCUGCUCAUGCAGCUCAUCUCCUCCCAUAGUUGAUUCAAAAUCGGAGCUACAAAGACUACGUCUUGAAGCAAUGAACACCUUGUUUUUUACUAUUAUUAAGCUUGAGAGAAUGGUGUUCCCAGACCAAAGGAAGCCUGUUAGUUCAUUUUAUGUAUAAAUUUCCCUUCUGAAAAUAUUUUAGGUGUUUCCUUUACCAUGGCCAUUCUGCACAAGAGAAAUCUUUCAUCUGUGGUUUGAGAAAAGUCUUGAAAUUUUUACUGAGUUAAAAUCCACCUUGGUUAAGACAAUUGAUUCUCAUCCUGAGUUCAUUUCGUACCAUAACGUCUGUACAUGAAAUGUCUACUGUGGAAAAUAUCACUCAUUGCUUUUUAUAACAGAUAUCUGUUUGUAUGGGUAUCUUUUCUCCAGGAUUUAUCUGUGACUGUCUGGGAGUGGGAAGGCUGACGUUGAACAGUACAGUAGAAGCCCACCCCUGGCCUGCCUCCCAGCACUGCCUCCUCCAUGGUGGGGUCACUGCAAGUGCCGGCUGCAGCCUUAGGUUCUGCUCAGUUUUCGUGAUUCCAUUGCUUUUUUUUUUUUUUUUCUUCAAAAUUGUAAAAUAACCCCUUUCCUCAGAGGCAAAAUUGUUUUUGUU
Molecule: messenger RNA, 3003 nt
Organism: Peromyscus eremicus (cactus mouse)
Lineage: Eukaryota; Metazoa; Chordata; Mammalia; Rodentia; Cricetidae
Gene: Znf407
Product: zinc finger protein 407
Exons: 6
Coding region: 9-1964 (651 amino acids)
Biological process (GO): regulation of DNA-templated transcription
Molecular function (GO): RNA polymerase II cis-regulatory region sequence-specific DNA binding; DNA-binding transcription factor activity, RNA polymerase II-specific
Source: RefSeq, a predicted model, not a curated record